UAGAGUUGGACGGGUUCGGGCAGCGGAGUUGAGCCUCACUUGAAAAUUGAAAUCCCAAUCCAGCCUCCCUUUGAAUGGCGUCGCUUCUGUCUCCUUCCCCUCUCUUAUCUCUUCAACCACCUCAUCAUUCCCUCAAAAAGGGGGUUCCUUGUCUCGUUCGAGAUUCAUUGUCUUCCUCCAAUUCGAUUCCCCAGGUGGUUGUUACCCGAGAGAGUGGGAAGAACAAACAAAUCAUCAAAGCCUUGGAGAAACGUGGGAUUUCAUCUUUAGAGCUCCCACUGAUUCAACAUGCUCGCGGACCUGAUUUCGAUCGCCUUCCUUCUCUACUAACUGAUAAGAGCUUUGACUGGAUCAUCAUAACCUCUCCACAGGCAGCUUCUGUCUUUCUCGAGGCGUGGAAGGCAGCUUGCUCUCCAAAAGUGAAAGUAGGUGUAGUCGGAGCUGGAACUGCCCGUAUCUUUGAUGAGCCACUGCAAGCUUCACAAGGAGCGCUUCAUCUUGCCUUUACACCAUCUAAAGCAACUGGUAAAGUCUUGGCUUCAGAGCUUCCAGACAAUGUGGGCAAAACUUCUUCUGUCUUAUACCCGGCUUCUCUAAAAGCAAGCAAUGAGAUUGAGGAAGGAUUGUCCAGGCGUGGGUUUGACGUUCUGAGGCUGAAUACAUACACAACAGUUCCUGUGCAAAGUGUAGAUGCGACGCUUCUGCAACAGGCAUUGUCUGCGCCUGUUCUUUCUGUAGGUUCACCUUCUGCAAUCCGGGCCUGGAUGAAUUUGAUUCAAAACGAGAAGCAGUGGAGUAAUAAUGUUGCCUGCAUAGGAGAGACAACUGCUUCAGCUGCAAGACGACUAGGAUUUAAAAAGGUUUACCACCCGGAGCAACCAGGGCUUGAAGGAUGGGUCGACAGCAUCAUGGAAGCUCUAACCGCUCACGAAGAAUUACACAGAUUUUAAGCAACUCUAGCAGCAGGAACUGAGUCACACUCAUUCCACCCACUCAUAAACUGGACUUAUGGUGGACUGUGAACUGGGACACCUGCUUGUAAGUUAGAUGACUUGAAAAAUAACCAAAUGAUGGUGUUGAUAAUAUUCCUCAGCCCCUUUGGCAGCUUUUGUAAGGUAAAAAGGUGUAUAUUUUUGUUUGGAAUACUAACUUCUUGAACUAUCUAAAAAACAGUGAUAGUACCAAAGCAAA
This is a messenger RNA of Brassica oleracea var. oleracea, 1191 nucleotides long. Its product is annotated as uroporphyrinogen-III synthase, chloroplastic. Lineage: Eukaryota; Viridiplantae; Streptophyta; Magnoliopsida; Brassicales; Brassicaceae. Gene Ontology annotation, biological process: uroporphyrinogen III biosynthetic process. The record is from RefSeq and is a predicted model, not a curated record. Gene Ontology annotation, cellular component: chloroplast. The transcript is spliced from 9 exons. Gene Ontology annotation, molecular function: uroporphyrinogen-III synthase activity. Bases 75 to 950 code for a protein of 291 amino acids.